Drosophila obscura is the source of this 814-nucleotide messenger RNA. RefSeq lists its product as uncharacterized. The record is from RefSeq and is a predicted model, not a curated record. Bases 90 to 776 code for a protein of 228 amino acids. NCBI's taxonomy places the organism in Eukaryota, Metazoa, Arthropoda, Insecta, Diptera, Drosophilidae. The transcript has a single exon.
UGUCUGUACAAAUUUUAGUCACAAAAUUAACAGCAUAUCAAAAUUUGUUUCGGGCCAAAACAAUACAAAAUUAGAAAAUUCUAAAUAAAAUGGAUUAUGGUAUUGAAUCUAGUGCCAUUAUCGGCAUUGUCCUGAUCUUCUGUGCCAUCAUACUGUUCUAUUUGGGCAUAGGCUAUGGCUAUAAAAGUUGGUCGCAAGUAAACACGCUGUACGAGAUGCCAGUGCUGCCGCGGCUGCACUCCCUAGCUCUGACACUCGGACAGCUGAAGCGCUUCAAUGGCAAACGGCAAGAUGGGCGAAUUCUGGUGGCUUUUAAGGGCAAGAUCUACGAUGUAUCGGGCGAAUCAGAGUUUAUUGUCGGCGGCAGCCUCAACUUUGUGGCUGGGACGGACUUUAGUCAUUAUCUAAACACAGAACUACCCUUGGAGCCCAUGGAGAGGAUCGAAUUUGUAGAGCGCUGGGAAACCCUAUUGAAAACGAUUUAUUCCUGUGUGGGCAUCUUGAUUGAUUGUCAGGGUAAUCCCCUGUUCAUUAGGAAGAACAGAAACUGGCCAAGUAACGAAGCACUUGAAGACUUUAUGGAGGAUCAAACGAUAUUGGAUUUCUGCAAUGAUCAAUUCCAAACUAAAUCGGUUGAAGCUGAUGUGGAAAACUCUUCCAAUAAUGAAAUGACCCAUCAGUUGUUGAAUGAUAUUUUGAGCGCCGAAACUUCAGCGCCACUUAAAUCAUUGAAUAAUGCUGCACCAAAUCAAUUGAUUGACAUGGAUCUAGAUUAAAAGCACUACAAAUACAUUUGGGAACAUUUUUUUAAGUA